GAAGUUACCCCACCAUCACCGAUAGAGAAUUUAUCAGUGACAGCGAAAUUGUUGCGAUUGGACUGCGCCAUGUGAUGUCCUCUUGCCAUUGCUUCAUUUCAUCCAUUUCCCUCGAAACUCCAUUGCACAAUGGCAAAUGAAGAAGAUUUCGUGGGCUUCGGGGACAUCUUCAAGGACCCCGAAGGGUUCUACCCUCCUGAGAAAGAACCCACCUUCGCAGAGCACCAGAUGCUCACCGGCCAGACGGUGCGCGUGCGCCUUGUCGGCAGCCAUCCUCUCUACGGUGAUCUGCUGUGGAACGCCGGCCGGACGAGCGCCACAUACAUAGAAGAGAAAGCUAGCGCCCUUGUCGAGGGGAAAGAUGUCUUGGAGAUUGGAGCUGCGGCAGGUGUCCCGAGCAUCGUUAGCGCAGUCAAAGGAGCUCGUACCGUCGUCAUGACCGAUUACCCUGAUCCGGACCUGGUCGAGAACAUGCGAUACAAUGCCUCGCUCUCAGCGCCCAUCAUUCCCAGCUCGUCGUCCCUUUACGCUGAUGGAUACAAAUGGGGUGAUCCGGUUGAACCAUUGACGGCGUAUCUCCCCGAGGGCUCAAACAGUUUCGACCUUCUGAUCAUGGCCGACGUGGUGUACAGUUAUCGCGAGCACCCCAAUCUGAUCAAGGUCAUGCAGAAGGCACUGAAGAAAUCCAAGGACUCCGUCGCGUUGGUGGUCUUUACACCUUACCAGCCCUGGCUUCUUCCCAGGAACCAGACUUUCUUUCCAUUGGCAGAACAGAGCGGGUUUCAGGUCACCAAGAUCUUCGAGAAGGUCAUGGAUAAGGUCUUGUUUGAGAACGACCCUGGUGAUGAAUUACUUCGUAGGACGGUAUUCGGAUAUGAGAUCCGGUGGGCUCCCGAUCAACUGAAUUGACAGGGGGUGUGAAAACUAAAAAGUGUAUAUACCUUGGCGAUUAAUGACCUUGAUGAACCCAUACCCGUAGAAUGAUUGGCCUAGUGGCAUGCGAAC
Messenger RNA from Aspergillus novofumigatus IBT 16806, 1005 nucleotides. It is a transcript of the gene efm7, whose product is annotated as putative nicotinamide N-methyltransferase Nnt1. Gene Ontology annotation, biological process: peptidyl-lysine dimethylation. The transcript is spliced from 3 exons. Bases 130 to 909 code for a protein of 259 amino acids. Gene Ontology annotation, molecular function: protein-lysine N-methyltransferase activity. The record is from RefSeq and is a predicted model, not a curated record. NCBI's taxonomy places the organism in Eukaryota, Fungi, Ascomycota, Eurotiomycetes, Eurotiales, Aspergillaceae.